GUACAUGUUCUGCAAGCGCCAGGAUUCGAUGUCUGUGUGACCCAUGACCCGGUGCCGUAUUCGUUUAGUGUUUUUGUUUCUGUUUCUUCUGUUUGGGACUAUUGGAUUUCUGCCAAGCUAUUCGGGCCUGUUUAUUGUCGGGUUUGUCUCCAUUGUUCAUUUCAUCCUUUCAUAUCCGAUGACUAAUCGUGGCUGUCUCUUUUUGCAAUGUUAAGAGAUGAAUACGACCAGCCAGCCACGACAUUCUCAGCCACAUGCAUAACCACUUAUCUAGUAAGUACUCUCCAAGCAACAACUAUCUACUAGAUAAUUAAGAAUCAAGAAUCCCA
Molecule: messenger RNA, 329 nt
Organism: Aspergillus welwitschiae
Lineage: Eukaryota; Fungi; Ascomycota; Eurotiomycetes; Eurotiales; Aspergillaceae
Exons: 1
Coding region: 44-214 (56 amino acids)
Source: RefSeq, a predicted model, not a curated record